This is a messenger RNA of Aureobasidium uvarum, 1080 nucleotides long. The record is from the annotation of a GenBank genome assembly. Lineage: Eukaryota; Fungi; Ascomycota; Dothideomycetes; Dothideales; Saccotheciaceae.
AUGGAUGGAGAUUUGCACACAUAUGUGCACAUCACGUCCUCAUUCCCUGUCGAGCUGCACUACAUCAAAGCGCUUUACCUGAACCAUCAAUACAAAGAGUGCGCGCGUAGAUGCGAGGACUUGCUCGGUCACAGUCAGGAUGAACCAGCACAUGUCGUCUUCCUCAACUUCUAUGCUGCACUGUCUCAUGAAGGUCUCGCAAAGAUAAUGCAUAAUUACUCCGUGUGGAGACUGCCCAAAAUCUCUGCAGCCGAGUCCGCGUACAACAAAGCACUGGAUGCAUGCUCAGAAGCAGAGCAUCGCCUCGAAGAGUGCUCGACACUAUCACUGCCAGGACUCGCCCUCGAUCAUCUUGAGUCUCAUCUUGCAGCUUCAAGCAGCAUCCAUGUGCGCAAGAGAAAUAGCAAGCCAUCCCUUGCUCAUCUCGGCCCAGGACUUGAUACAUCUCACACCAAGUCUAGCAAACAUGCCGAGCGUGUCAACUUCAGCUGGUUACGCAGUUUUACACCACUGUCCUGCGCAACAGUCAAGGCAAUCCAAUACAGUGUGUGUCAAGACAUGAUGUCUCCCCUAGAAGACCCCUUUACAGUCUCUUCCUCCGAAUCAUCAAGCGGUGGAACAUCCGCUCAGGACACACCAAUUAAGACCGACCAUCUCAGUGCAAAUAACAUCAAAGAUGCAUUUGAUUCAUCUCAUCCUCCAUCCCCUACACCUUCAUACAGAUCAGUUCAGCCUUCUGAGUCGCGUGCUCACGCAGCUUAUCUGGCACACCUCACUGCUCUGCACGACCGGAUUACUACUCAUCUUCACCAACUCCUCGAGUUGAAGCAGUCUACCAUCACCGAACAAGAAGAGCGCGUCCGUCGUCAAAGCGGAUCCAUCUCAUCCACCAGCACCACCAACACCGACACCAAGUUGCCCAAAUCACGCAGUUUCUGGAGCUUCAAAGACGCAAAGGUGGAGAAGAAGGAGAAGUUGGUUCGAAUCGACAAAGGUAGAGCUAGAAACUGGAAGACGAAGAGAUUCGAGCCAAAGAGAUACACCGAGUUGGCUAGGAACGCGCUUGCCGAGUUGGAGUAA